AUGGUGACCAUGGAGGAGUACAAGGAGCUGAAGAAGCAAGAAAAGCAGUUAGUCGGCAUCAUGAAUGGCAUCGCGCGUUUUGUGAAUGAGUUCCAGAAAGGAAGGCACGAAAUCCAAAUCGAUGUUCGCCUGGAGACCUUAGAGGAGGCUAUGAAGAAGUUCUACAGCGUUCGGCGGAAAAUUGAGCUGUAUUUCGACGAUGAAGAUAGUGCUAGUGAAGUGAAAAUAGCUGAAAAUACCCGAUCAGAGCGAGAAAAGCGGAAGAAGAGCUUCGAGGAGUCGCUGUACAACGUUCAGGAGCAAUACUUCGAAGUGAAGGCCGCGUUGAUUCAGCUGCGGCCAAAAAAGGAGACCCCACGAGCCACCAUCGAAAAUGUAGUUGAAGUUCAGCCAGUAUCCCGGGUGAAACUGCCGGACAUCAAGCUUCCGAGCUUCAGUGGGAGGAUUCAGGAUUGGACCAGCUUCCGAGAUACCUUCCGAAGCCUGAUCCACAACAACCAGCAGCUGGCAGACGUCGACAAGUUUACCUACUUGCGGUCUUCGACCACCGGUGAAGCACUACAAGAGCUGAAUUCGGUGGAGCUAACGGGCGACAACUACGAGGUGGCCUGGAAAAUGUUGGAGAAGAAGUACGAGAACAAGAAGCUCAUCGUGAAGGCCCACCUGGACGCGUUGUUCGCCGUUGAGCCAAUGCGCAGAGAGAACUGCGAAGCGCUAAGUCACAUCAUCAGUGAGUUCGACAAAAAUCUGCUGAUGUUGAACAAGAUUGGGGAGCAGACGGCCAACUGGUCGACGAUAUUGGCGUACAUGGUGUGUUCUCGUCUCGACCAAACCACUCUCCGCAACUGGGAGACGCGCCACAACAGUAAAGACGUCCCAAAGUACGACGACCUAAUGCAGUUUUUGAGGGAUCAGUGCGCAGUGCUACAAUCGAUAGCCCCCGCAAGGGUUCACGAAAGCGAUAGACGGCCUAGGCUCUCAACGACGCACACUACGUCCCAGGCUCAGCGAAGAUGCUUGUUUUGCGGAGAUUCGUACCAUCUACCGUUUAAGUGCAGCAAACUGCAGAACAUGAACGUGGCUCAGCGAGUGGAAGAUAUCAACAGAAAACGACUUUGCAGAAACUGCCCAACUUCGUGGUUACUUGGGUGUUUGACAGCCGGGCACUUCGCUGAAGGCUGCACCAGAGGGUCGUGUACUCGCUGUGGGAGAAAGCACCAUACGUUGCUGCACUUUGACAGGCCAUCGAGCAGCGGUAAUCCAGCGAAGCCAUCAGUUCCUGCUAGUGUCCCGCAGUCCGUUCCACAAGCGCAAAACCGACCAAAUUCAGUUCCAACAGCGCACCAGCAACAGCCACAGCAAAUUCGUUCGAAACCACAGAGCCAGACACAAACACCAUCCACUCAACCAGCCACACAGACACAACCCACAUCAUCAUACCCGGUGAUCCGCUCACAAAACACUCACCCACAACCCACCACUGACCCACAACCUGCAAUUUCUCUCGAAACCACUGAAUCACCGCACGGCUUUGGCACGACAACUCGUCAAGUGUUGAUGUCAACUGCUGUCGUGAAGGUGGUAGAUCGUUUUGGAAACACCGCACUAGCCAGGACACUUCUGGAUUCGUGCUCGGAGUUUUGCUACAUGACCAGUAGCUUCUCCAAGAAGUUGAAGUUCCAGGCCAAGACGAAUUUUCUGAAGGUGCAAGGUAUCGGAAACAGCAGCUCAACCUCAACGAAAUCUGUGGAAGCGAACAUCGAACCAAGACACUCGUCAAUCUCCUCGUUCGGUGAACUGAUGCAGUUCCACGUUUUGCCGAAAAUCACCCAAGCGUUGCCGCUCAAACCUGUGUGGAUGGAUUUGCUGGAGAUUCCAUCCGAAAUAGUUCUAGCAGAUCCCACGUUCGGAGAGCCUGGUCCGAUAGACUUGAUCAUCGGAGCGGAGUUUUACUUCGACCUACUGCGGACCGGAAGAAGAAAGCUGAGCGACAGCGGACCAACGUUACAAGAAACAGUCUUUGGCUGGGUCGUGUCUGGAAAGAUUCCGGAAAUGGCAAGCUCGCUUCUCACAACAGCGAGCUACGUGUGUUCGACAGCAGACCUCCAGGAAAUGAUCGCUAGGUUCUGGGACUUGGAGACCUGUCAUGUCAACCGGACUCAUUCCGUGGAAGAAACAGCCUGUGAAGAAAUGUUCAAGCAAACAACGACUCGGGACGAAGAAGGCCGGUUUGUGGUAAGCCUGCCAAAGAAGGAACACAUGCUGGAGCGGUUAGGAGAGUCCCGUGCAAUAGCCAUGAAGCUGUUCAUCGGCUUGGAGAAGCGGUUCGCCCUGAACGCCGAACUUAAGGAGUCCUACAAGGAGUUUAUCCAUGAAUAUCUCCUGAUGGGCCACAUGAAAGAAGUCGACGGAGAGCAAGCCAUCGGAGAUCCGGUGUACUACAUGCCGCAUCACGCGGUGUUGCGACCGGACAGCACAACAACAAAGUUGAGAGUCGUUUUUGACGCGUCGUGUCGGACUUCUAGCGGCAUCUCGCUCAACGACGCUUUGAUGGUGGGGCCGGUCGUUCAGAACGAUCUGAUAUCCACAAUUCUCCGAUUUCGUCAACACCGGAUCGCCGUCAUCGCCGAUGUAGCCAAAAUGUAUCGGAUGGUCCGGGUUCCAGAGGAAGAUCAACAUCUACAGCGCAUCCUUUGGAGAGACACACCGGAGGAAUCGGUGAAGACGUUUGAACUGCUGACGGUCACGUACGGCACUGCGAGUGCUCCGUAUCUGGCCACAAGGUGCCUGAAGAAGCUGGGAGAAGACAAUGGAUCUACGCAUCCGAUUGCAGCUCGGGUUGUCCAAGAGGACUUUUACGUCGACGAUAUGUUGUCAGGAGCGGACACCGUCCCCAAAGCACGGCAGCUGAUGAACGAAGUCAUAGAGCUGACUGACACGGCUGGUUUCACCCUGCGAAAGUGGAACUCAAACUCACCGGAGCUGCUUUCGACCUUGCCCAAGCAUCUACGAGACGAGAGGUCAGUCCUGGAUCUAGACUCCUCAAGCGCAACGGUCAAGACUCUGGGGCUGCGAUGGGACACCCAGUCCGACGAUUUCUGCUUCGCUUUCCCCGAGUGGAGAUCCAAUUCCUCCUCCAUCACUAAGCGUAGUGUUCACUCCGACGCUGCUUGUUUCUUUGAUCCACUGGGCCUGGUUGGGCCAGUUGUAGUCCAAGCGAAAAUAUUCAUCCAGCGGCUCUGGCUGCUAAAAUGCGACUGGGAUGAUCCUCUCGAAGAGUCUCUGCAGGAAAUGUGGAUGGAAUACAAGCAGAACAUGGUCGCAUUGGAGUCCCUAUCGAUUCCUCGCUGGCUCGGCGUCAGCAACGACUGCACAGAAGUGCAGCUACACGGGUUCUGUGAUGCAUCGGAAGCUGCGUACGGAGCGUGCCUCUACCUACGUUGUACUGCGUCGGAUGGUACUGUCACUGUCCGGUUGAUCACCUCCAAAUCACGAGUGGCACCUUUGGAAAGCCUCCAGAGGAAAAAGAAGAAAAUGAGUAUCCCCCGCCUUGAGCUGUCCUCGGCACUUUUGCUGAGUCACCUGUACGAGAAGUACAGCCAGAUCCACCCGAACCUUCCAGCGUACUUCUGGACAGACUCGAUGAUUGUCAAGUGCUGGCUGGCUUCGCUACCCUCUCGGUGGCAAAUCUUCGUAGCAAAUCGCGUAUCGGAGAUCCAGCAUCUCACCAAGGAUGGAGUUUGGAACCAUGUUCCGGGCACCGAAAACCCGGCAGACCUUAUCUCCCGUGGAAUGUCGCCAGCACACCUUCAGUAUCAAACACUUUGGUUCGAAGGUCCGCAGUGGUUGGCUCAAGACCAACAGUUUUGGCCCGACGCAGGCGAUCCCCCUAAUGCAGAAUUGGAUUCGACCAUGCUGGAAGAACGACCAUCACCUGCAUUUCCAGCUCAAGCAGUACCUCCAAGCGAAAUCUUCGGAGAACGUUCGUCGUUCACGGAACUCGUCCGUAUCGUAGCACUGCUGCUUCGAUUUCGGCACAACUCGCAAAAAUGCAAUCGGCCGUCCAGGAAAACUGGUCCCCUGACGCUCGAGGAACAGGAACAGGCAACUAUCGCUCUAGUUCGCUUGUCCCAGCAGGAAUGCUACCCACAAGAGCUAAAAGAGUUGGCCAAAAGAGGAUCGGUUCACGACUCGUCCAAUAUCGCUGCGCUGCAUCCACAACUUUGUGACGGCGUGAUGCGCGUCGGCGGCCGGCUCUCUAAGGCAUCGAUAUCGUCCGAUCGCAAGCAUCCCUAUAUUCUACACCACAAGCACCCUCUCGCAACGAUGAUCGUACGGCAUUUCCACUACAAGCUCUUUCACGCCGGUCAGCAGCUGCUGAUUUCGGCGGUCCGCGGAAAGUUCUGGCCAGUUCACAUCCACAGUUUGGCCAGGAAGGUGAUUCACGGAUGCAUCCCGUGCUUUCGCAGCAAGCCCAAGGUUUUGGACCAGUUGAUGGCUGAUCUUCCGUCAGCGAGAGUCAACCCUGCACCACCGUUCAUGAACGUCGGCGUGGACUACUGCGGUCCAUUCCAAGUCAACUACCCCAAUCGUCGAGCGAGUCCAGUGAAGUGCUACGUAGCGAUUUUUGUCUGCCUAGUAGUGAAGGCCGUCCAUCUAGAGCUGGUGAUGGACCUAACCACCCAAGCGUUCCUAGCAGCGCUGAAGCGGUUCGCAGCUCGUCGCGGCAAGCCCCAAUUGAUAAUGUGCGAUAACGCAACGACCUUCGUCGGAGCGAAACGGGAGCUAACCGAGCUGCAUCGACUGUUUCACGACCAGAAGUUCCAAGAGCAACUUAUCAAGGACACCAGUUCCGAUGGCAUCGAGUUCCGAUUCAUCCCUCCCCGCACUCCAAACUUUGGCGGACUCUGGGAGGCGCAGGUCAAGUCCUUUAAAGGGCACUUCAAGAAGGCUGUUGGAACAAAGGUUUUGAAGGUGGACGAAAUGUUGACUGCACUGGCGCAGAUCGAAGCGGUCCUCAACUCACGUCCGCUAACCCCAAUCAGCAGUGAUCCCAGCGAUUUCGAGGCUCUAACUCCAGGGCACUUCCUGGUUCAGCGACCACUAACUGCCAUCCCGGAGCCUGAUUUGCAGGAUCUUCCCACCAAUCGCCUGUCGAAGUGGGAGACUGCUCAGCAGGUGUCACAGCAGGUCUGGAGCAGGUGGUCUACACAAUACCUCUCGGAUCUCCACAACCGCACCAAGUGGACCAAACAGCGGAACAAUAUUCGUAUCGGCACGAUGGUCCUACUCAAGGACGAGAAUGCCCCUCCUCUGAAGUGGCACUUAGGCAGGGUCGUCAAGGUCUUCGAAGGGUCGGACGGCAACAUUCGUGUCGUCACGGUCCGCACUAAAGACGGAUGCUUCGAUCGAGGAAUCUCGAAGGUCUGUCCUCUUCCUAUCCGAGACAACGAAGAGAGCCCUCAACUCUCACCCGCAUAAGUCACUCGCCGAGUGCACACCGGUGUUACGGCACCAUCCAAGUUUUUGUCAAGUCGUCUCAAGAGCAAUCAAGGUCAAGUUGGUAUCGUCUGUGCAUGUCUUGUGUACGUCAUUUGGUAUGGUGAAGGUCUCGGCGCACAAGGCGUCGGCGGUGACCACAGGGUCAUUGCAAGAUUUAAGCAAAUUUCUAAUCGUUGCAUAUCGUUGGUAGCACCACAGCGUUCGCUACCGUCUCUCAUCCGGAGGAAUCCAUGGUAACUCCUCCAACAGCCGUCGUCGACCGUUUGGCAGUGAGCUUGGCCAGCUCGCAUUGCCGAUCAGCGAAUCGAUGGCACGAAGUUACGAAGUCGAAGAAGGGUGGUCAUCCGACCGCAGAAGCACCUACGCCCGGCAGAGACUACCACCCAGGUUUACACUCUACGGAGGAUCCUCAGGCGCCGUUCUUGCCUGGGUAGGAAACCACCAACCAAACCAUCACCAUACGUACCACCACUACGAAGUACCGCAAGCAGCAAGGAAGUAAGCCAGCCAUCAACCGAUGGAGUGGCGCAAGGUCGUGCCAGACGAUGACCCCGACCGAUCCAAAACGAAGCACCGUGAAGCCCAUUGAAGUCACUCCGAAGUCCCCGAAUCCAGUCAAGCCACCGUAGAAGAAGAAGAAGAAGCCAUCCCGCUGUGCACCCGGCACGGCAUUCCUGGAGAUAGCCA
Molecule: messenger RNA, 6189 nt
Organism: Aedes albopictus (Asian tiger mosquito)
Lineage: Eukaryota; Metazoa; Arthropoda; Insecta; Diptera; Culicidae
Exons: 3
Coding region: 1-5481 (1826 amino acids)
Biological process (GO): DNA integration
Molecular function (GO): nucleic acid binding
Source: RefSeq, a predicted model, not a curated record